CAAGGCGCCUAUCUGCCUAGUAAUUCCUAUCUCGGUCACGGCCUCACGGCUUCUGCCUUCUUCCUGCCGCACGCGUCGUCGCCCAUUCGACGGCCGGAGCUCUCGGUCUCGGUCUCGGCUUCUGCCUUCCGCACGCGGCCUUCCAUUGCAACGAUCUGCCACCGGAGGGGGGUGGUUGUUGCUCCGCCGCCGACCAACUCUGGCGGCCGCCAGAGCUCGCCGGGGUGGUAGAUCUGCCCCUGCCCGCUGGUGCGCAGAUUGCUGCGUGGUUGGUGGUGCGUUGGGUGCUGGUGUGGUGUGAGGGGGUCUAAUGUGGGAGUUGCUUGGACUGUGCACUUAGGGUUCGUUUUGAGAGGUGAUGGGGCCCGUCCGGCCGUGCCCCGGUAGGCAGCCGCCGCACCGAUUUCUCCGGGAACACCCCCCCUCCCCGAGACACGAAGCGUGGGAGCGGGUAACCGUAACCGGCCAGCACCGAGGCUCUGCCGCCGACUCGCCGUCCGCCGACCACGCCGAGGCUCCAGUUCCAGAUCCGCUAGGGAUCUCCUGAUCCUCCCUCCCUGCUCCACGCGAGCUCGGCGAGACGGAUCCAUCCACGCGCGUCCUCUUCCAUAUACGCGACCUCGGAUCCUCAUCCACAAAUGCGAAUAAAUCCAUCCGCGUUCUUCUAUUGUUCUUUAUGCUGGAUCUUGCUUGCGCUAGCAGCUAGCCUGUUAUAGUGCUACUGCUACAUGUAUGCAGAGAAGUCACAGAUGGUAUGUGUUGUUCGUGCUUCCUGCUUGCCUUUUUUAGUUGGAAUUCUUGCUUGCUUGAGUAAAGAUUGUGCCAACGACACAGUUUUUACAAACCAAUUCUUUGAUUGCUUGAUGGUGGAGAAGAUUUGGAGUAGAUCAGGCUGGUUGUUUCAACUCCGGCGGGCCCUAGUUGGUUUUGGGGGAAGUUUUUACCCCGAUUUGCAAUUCGGGUUGGGGCGGGUUCUGCAGUUCGACCCCACUCUUUCAUGUCCUCUGGGCCCGUAAACAAAAUUCUGAGUUUGUGGAGAGAAGAGACUUUGGAAGGAAAUGACUGAGUGUAAACAAUCACUUGAUGAUAGACAUGGUGUCUGCUAUUGAAGAGCUUAGUGGGCUAACAACUAGAGAACUUAGUGAGAUGCUGAAAGAGUCAGACAACUUUGUUUUGCAGUCCAAGUCAGAAGAUGGAGGUCCAAAGGAGGUGGACAUGGAAAAAUUCGUGUCCUCAACGCCUCUUCAUCUCCUUGCUGUAUGUUUGGAGCUUGGGCAAGGCUCAGAUUUGGCAUAUGUGCUUCGUGGCAUGCGCUUUUUGCAUAGUUUGUCUGAGCUAGCAACUCGCCAUACUAGACUGGAGCAGGUUCUUCUGGAUGAUGUGAAAUUAGCUGAACAAGUCAUGGACCUGAUAUUCUUCCUACUUUCUAUUCUUGCACACCGGAAGAAGGAAAACAAUGUUGGUGCUUCUCCUUUUGUACAUGCGUCACUUGUAGCAGCCAGUCUUCAUCUGUUGACAAGUUACUUUUCUUCCCAGUGGCAUGAACUUGUCCAUAUUCUGCUUGCACAUCCAAAGGUUGAUAUCUUUAUGGAUGUGGCCUUUGAUAGUCUGCAUGAAGAUGUGAGGUUGUUGAGUAUCAGGCUAUCAUCAAUGGGCUUGGGUUUCUUUCCUGCUGAUCCUUUGGAGUGUCGACUCGUUCACUUCAUCUGCCAACAGUGCGAAGCAUCAUUGCAAUUUCUUUUGUUGCUGUGCCAGCAGAAGUUGUUUCGAGAUCGUAUUUUAAAAAACAAGGAACUCUCUAGAAAUGGAGGCAUACUGUCACUUUCUCGCACUAUAUUAAAGUUAGUUGUUCCUGAAUGUUUGAAAGGAUCAACUGAUAUUGUUGCUUCCAUUUCCAGACUCAAGGCAAAGAUACUUUCUAUUCUGUUGCAACUUUGUGAAGCCGAAAGUGUCUCUUACCUCGAUGAAGUUGCCACUUCCCCGAACAGCAUGCAACUAGGGCAAACUUUGGCUCUAGAGGUUCUCAAUUUGCUGAAGACUGCAUUUGGACGAAAACAAAAACUUACUGCUGAUUCUCAUGAUCAGAGUUACCCCAUGGGCUCUGUGCUUAUCAGUGCGUUGCGUCUAGUUGAUGUGUUUUCUGAUGAUUCAAACUUCAGAUCUUCCUUUAUGACCAACACUGUUCCCUUUUUGACCCAAAUUCUAGCAAUUCCUCCUGAUGAGUUUGUUUUGAGUUGGUGCUCUGUCAAUCUACCAGUGAUUGAGGAAGACGCUAAUCUAGAUUAUGAUCCGUUUGGUGCAGCUGAGGUGGCACUGUUAGCUUCUGAAGAUUCGUUGACUGAAGAUAAAGCUAACUAUUCAUGUCCUUUUCGCCUUAGCAGCAUGCCUGCAAUAGCUUAUGCUCAGACAAGGACAUCAUGUGUAGUAAAAAUAAUAGCAAAUUUGCAUGUUUUUGUUCCGAACAUAUGUGAAGAGCAAGAAAGAGACCUUUUUCUUCAGAAAUUUCAGAAGUACGUGGUGUCAGAGGGUCCUAAACUAUCAGCGGACCACCCAACUUCUAAUGAUCUUAAGGCCACUACAGUCUGUAGAAACUUAGGAUCUUUGUCUGAUUAUGCUAAAUCAUUGAUUCCUAACUUGUUAAAUGAGGAAGACGUGCAGUUAUUAAGUGAUUUUUCUGGUAAGCUACAAUCUUGGUGUAAAUCUGAAGUUGGACAGGGGGCAGUACAGGUGGUACAAAGUGAUGCUUCGUCAGAAAGCAAGGAAGACCUGCACCCGAUGCAGCAGGCCUUGCUAAGAUGGACAAGUGCUCCAGACUCCAAUAUGAAUAAACUUCCGAAGGAUGCGCAGAACAUGGAAGUGUCUACACCAAUACCCUUGAUAAAACAUGAGGGGAAUGCUAAGGAUGAGACUCCAAGAGACUGUGUCACUAGAAAUGGCAGUCUCCUGCAGAAUGCAGUUGGUCAAGACCUAGUCCAUCUUGGUGUUGCGAUAACCAUUGGUGUAGGCUAUCCAGGUGUCGCUCUUGCUGUUAAUACAGGACACCAGCGCAGCAAAAUGGAUCUUGAUCCAGCAUCCAGCAGCGUGGAGCAUUUCAAAACACCAGAGCUCACAAAAGAAAGUGAUCUCCAGGAGGAUGAGAAAGGAGACACUAGUAUGUAUGAUGAGAGGCAACCUAAGAGGAGGAAACGCACCAUUAUGAAUGAUGAACAAAUAAAUGAAAUAGAGAAGGCUCUUGUAGAUGAACCUGAGAUGCACAAGAAUACUAAUUUAUUGCAGGCAUGGUCAGAGAAGUUAAGUGUGCAGGGCCCAGAGAUUACAUCAUCACAACUUAAAAACUGGUUAAACAAUAGGAAAGCUAAGCUUGCUCGUAUCGCAAAAGAAAGAGGAGUGCCAUCUGAGGGGGAUAACGCUGACAAGUCAUCUACACCAGCUACUCCUCAUCUUGGCGAGUCCUCUGAAAGUGCUGGGGAGGACAGCUAUGUGCCACCUGCAAGGGUAAUGACUGCUCUAGGCAUAUCCAAAGCCAGCAGCAGACUGGUGAGCCCAGACAGCAACGAGCUAACCUUGCAAGCAGAGCUCUCCCAGAACAUGAUGCUGAGCCGCCCCUUUACGAGGUCAUUCUCGUUUGAGCCUGGCCGCCUUGUCUUGCUGAUGGACAGCGACGGGAAGGAGGUUGGCAGGGGGAAGAUCUUCCAGGCCGAGGGCAGGGUGCAGGGGAAGGUCAGCCUGGUGGAGAGCCGUGUCUGCAUCGUCGAUGUCACCGAGCUCAAGAUUGAGAAAUGGAGGGAGCUCCCUCACCCUUCCGAGGCGUCUGGAAGGACGUUCCAGGAGGCUGAGUCAAGGAAUGGCGGUGUGAUGAGGGUGGCAUGGGAUGUCGUCAGGCUAUCACCUGUGGUGCAGUAACUAAAAACUCUUUUCUGGGCGGUGCAUAGAAAAUAUGCUUGGAUACCUAGCAAGAAAGCACAGUAAGUAGAGCAAGCCUUUGGUUUAGGAUCAGAGACCAGAACAUGGAGACGUCUUUGGAGUUGUUAGGCGCAAGCCAGCUGCUCUGGUAACUAACAUUAUGUAAAAGUCUCCUUUUAACUGUGACUAAAUGGUAGACCUGGAUAUGUUCUGUAAGUUAUGCAAGUGGUUACUGAAUUUACUGUUCAGUUUACUGUCACCUGCAGCUAGUAAAAUUAUGUACUUAUUCC
Molecule: messenger RNA, 4193 nt
Organism: Phragmites australis (common reed)
Lineage: Eukaryota; Viridiplantae; Streptophyta; Magnoliopsida; Poales; Poaceae
Product: nodulin homeobox
Exons: 18
Coding region: 1084-3903 (939 amino acids)
Biological process (GO): flower development
Molecular function (GO): single-stranded DNA binding
Source: RefSeq, a predicted model, not a curated record